ACAUGGCGGAAGUUCCGAGGCGUCAACGUGGGGAGGAAGAAAGGCGCUGCGUUCAGAAAGAAGCAAUGUGAGCCAAGGAAUGAAGCGGCUGGGAUGGCGGACCAAACGUUGACGGUACUCUUCAAACUUUUAGCUGCGGGCUUUUAUGGAAUCAGCUCUUUCCUUAUAGUUGUAGUGAACAAGAGCGUCCUGACAAAUUACAGGUUCCCCUCUUCGAUAUGUGUUGGCAUUGGUCAGAUGCUGGCAACAGUUGUUGUGUUACGGGUGGGAAAGGCCCUCCGGUUGAUCACCUUCCCCGAGUUUGAUGGUAGCAUACCUAGAAAGACAUUUCCACUACCACUUCUGUAUGUAGGAAAUCAAAUAACAGGACUCUUUGGGACAAAAAGACUUAACCUGCCAAUGUUUACAGUGUUGAGGAGGUUUUCUAUUCUCUUUACAAUGCUGGCAGAGGUGUUCUUGUUAAAGAAGAAAUUCUCCCGACCAGUUCAGCUGACAGUAUUUACUAUGAUUCUAGGGGCCUUUGUAGCUGCAAGUGCUGACUUGGCUUUUGACCUGCAAGGGUACAUGUUCAUUUUAAUGAACAAUGUUUUAACUGCUGCCAAUGGAGCUUUUGUGAAACAGAAACUUGACUCUAAGGAGCUGGGAAAGUAUGGCCUGCUCUAUUACAAUGCUUUGUUUAUGAUUUUUCCAACAUUGCUAUUAGCACAUGUCACAGGGGAUAUGGAUAAGGCUUUUGAUUAUGAAGGCUGGUCAGAUGUGCUUUUUAUAGUUCAAUUCGUUCUCUCUUGUAUAAUGGGGUUCAUUUUAAUGUACUCCACCGUACUUUGCACUCAGUAUAACUCUGCGCUAACUACUACCAUCGUCGGCUGCCUAAAAAAUAUAUUAGUGACGUAUAUUGGAAUGGUGUUUGGAGGAGAUUACAUUUUCUCAUGGACUAACUUCAUUGGUCUGAACAUCAGUAUUGCUGGCAGUCUGGUGUAUUCCUACAUUACCUUCACAGAGGAGCAGACCACCAAACCGAGCGAGAAUACCAACAAACUAGAGGUCAAAGGGAAAGUGUCUGUAUGACCAGUUUGUUUGACUUUUAUGAUGCACAAGGCUGUAUCUAUGAGUUUUUGUAUUUCAUGCAAGAGUAAGAAGUCACUCCUAGUAUGUUUUUUUUUUUUUUUUUUUAAUUAUAUGAAGAAGAUAUUGACUGAAAAAGGUACAGCAGGUGCUGGCAGGACAUCGUCUCAAAUGAAAGAUUUGAUCAAGUUUCAAAUAUAUUGGAAUGUGUUAUUCCAGAGUAAAGAUUUGCCUGUUGAUUGUCACUUCUGUUAAGAAGUGGUGUCUGUUACAAACCGAUGGUUUGUGUCCUGCAAUGUUGGACACUUGCCACAAAUGUUGAAACACCUGUUGUAUUGUCUAUUGAAGAGUACUUUUAAAGAUGGAUUUUAGUCAGUAAGGAUAUUUAUUUUCAUGCGAGUUGUUUUUUUAUUGCUAGGAUUGUGAAUUGGAUUUUAUUGUUGGGAAAGGUUUAUUCUAGCUAUAAAAAGGGAGUUUACAUACAUUUGUUUAAAUAGUUUUGUGACAGUUCUGGUACCCUGUUACACAGGAAUGUUCCUUCAAAACCUGAAUGAUAAAUGGAAAGUGUGUA
Molecule: messenger RNA, 1636 nt
Organism: Sinocyclocheilus anshuiensis
Lineage: Eukaryota; Metazoa; Chordata; Actinopteri; Cypriniformes; Cyprinidae
Product: UDP-N-acetylglucosamine/UDP-glucose/GDP-mannose transporter-like
Exons: 12
Source: RefSeq, a predicted model, not a curated record